Molecule: messenger RNA, 3623 nt
Organism: Heterotrigona itama
Lineage: Eukaryota; Metazoa; Arthropoda; Insecta; Hymenoptera; Apidae
Source: the annotation of a GenBank genome assembly
UUGUGUUCAUCAUGGCUUCGACGGGUUAGUGAAAAUUUAAUAUUUGUAUUAUACAAUUUUUGUACAAAUUAUUUUCUUUUUAUAAAUAUCUCAGGUAUUUCUAAAACUUAUUAAUCUUUUGUAAGUUUUAUAAAUUCAGUUAAUAUAUUUGCGCAAAACAGUAUGGUCUCAUUGCGAUCUUACACUUGUCAUUUAUUUUCUGAUAUUUUCUGUUUGAUAUUUACUGUUUUAAUUAAAUUAACAACAGUGAAAUCGUGUUAUUUCUACAGAAUCUUUAGUGUGCGAUACACUCGAUCUAAGUGGUCAAGGUUUAAAGAAACUUCCUCGUUGUCCAUCGGAUGCAGAUAUUAGCACAUUGAUCAUAGACGAUAAUGAGCUUCAACGUCUUGAUAAUCUUGAUUCUUAUCACAGAAUUACUAAGCUGUCAAUAGUAAGGAAUCAAUUGCUUCGUAUGUAUGGCGUGUCCAAGUUACAUAAUCUAGUAACUCUUAAUUUAGCAAAUAAUGGUAUAUUGACUAUAGAAGGCAUAAAGGAUAUGAUAAAUUUACAAACACUUUGCUUAGCUGGCAAUAAUAUAAAGUCCAUUGAACACUUGCAUACCAAUACUAAAUUGGAGCAUUUAGAUUUAUCUGAAAAUAGUAUCAGUCACAUCUCAGAUAUAUCUUAUCUACGAAAUUUAAAGGAACUCUUUCUGCAUAACAAUCGCAUAAUAACAUUAAGGCAGUGUGAACGCUAUUUACCUACCUCGUUAGAAACAUUUACAUUGGCAAACAAUAACAUUACAGAUUUGAAUGAAAUGUCACAUUUAGCUAAUUUGAAAAAUGUAAUAAAUUUUUCAAUUGCUAAUAAUCCAUGUGUUAGUAUGACAGGUAACAGUAUGUAUCCUUUUCAUAAUUGUUUUAAAGGCAGAGUGGCUAUAUUCUCAGGGACGUGGUAGACAAUUCCGUGUUGGCGAACAUGCACUACUAGCACAGUAUUUAGCAUCUGUUUGCCCACUUUCUGGUGAAUCCUUAGAAAACGAAACUGACAGGAAGCUAAGACUAAUUUUGAGCAAAGCACAACAUCAUCAACAGCAGUUAAAUCAACAAAGUGAUACUGGAAGUGUGCACAGCUUAAGUAGCGUUGGAAUGAGUCCUUCUCCGGCUACUAGGCGUAGACUUAGUCAUAACAGGACAAGCUCUCCUAGACGUACCAGUUCAUCAAGAAAUUCAUUAAGAAUAAGGUCACCUGAUAGAAUGAUAUCUAGUUGUCACACUGAUGCUAUAGUUUCUUCGUGCCAUACUUUAUUAAAUGAAGAUCAGGAAUCUUUGAUGACUCAAAGUUUGGAUCCAAAUAUGCUUUGUGGUACUUUGAACAAUAAAACAUCAAAUACUAUUUCACAAGAUGCAGAAGAGACAUCAAGUCCUCUACAAGCUGCAACAAAAUUAGUACCAGUUCCAGAAUCCUUAAUGAGUCCAGAUUUUCGUCCACCAUCUGGCCUUUCUCGAGUUUCAGCAAAAACUCCACCAAGUAAAUUAACAUCUCCAUGUCAAAUCACAAUGCCAAGCAAACCUAUUUCUGAUGGAGAUGGUAAAGCUAUCCCCAUAAUAAAUACAGUAAAUCCAAUGGCAAAAACAAAUCUUACUUCCAUAAAAGCAAAUGCACUUGUGAAAAGCAAUUCAGCAACAAAUUGUACUAUAAAACCAAAUAUCGCUAAACCUAUUAUUACAAAUACUAACACUAAAUGUCCGCAUAGUGUGAAAAUCAAUAAUUAUGUUCAAAGCAAGACAUUACCUGCUAAACGAAAUACGAAAAAUUCACCAAAUUUAGGCAGGAAUAUACAAAGACCAAAAAGUGCAAAUGAUAAAAUAAAAAGUAGUGUCAUUAAAAAGAAUGGAGAUGGUGAUGCAGAUAAUGCUACUCAAAGCAGUGAUGAGGAUAGUGAAGUAUGUCAAGCAAAAUUGGAUAGCAUUCGACAUAGAGCUAUUCAAAGAAGACAGGAAGAUAAUAAAGAUCAAGAUGAAGCUGAGAAGGCAGCGAUAUGUAUUCAAAGAAUGUGGAGAGGGUAUCAUACUAGAAAUCUUAAUAAAAAAGCAACCACCAUAUUGAAAACUAUUGAAAUGAUAAGGACAAAUAAAUAUAUCCAGAAACUCUCUACUGAUAUGGAAGCUACUCGAACUGCAUUAGAAAGUGAACAUAAACUACAAUUACUACAAAUGCAAGCAAUUAAUGCAUUAUGGAAAAAAGUUGUUAGUCUUCAACCUACUGUUAAUCGAGAUUCUACAAACUCUGAUAAUGAAAAUAUUGCACAAAAUGUAGAUGUUGUAACCAAUCUAGCACAAACAUGUAAUAUGUUGCACACUCAGGUUCAACAAUUACAAGACUCUAUGUCAGAAAUAAAACGAUGUAUGUCGAAUAUGCAAUCAAAAGCCAAUCUUAUUGAUAAUGGUGUUGCCACACAGACAGAAAUAUCAGCUGUUCAUACUCCAGCUGGUGAAGAACAUAUGUUUCCUUAUGCACGACCACAUAGACCACAAACUUUGCCGAUUCAUCAAACAAUUCAUGAAGGAAAUGAGAACAGAAGUUUUGCAUCUAAUUUGAUUGACAGUGUAUUAAAAAAAGUGUCUCAGUCCACUGAUACGACAGAUGAUGAAGUUAAUACUGAUAUAUUGAACUCUAACGAAAAUCCUGAGUUAUUGAAUUCAACAGAACAUCCUGACAUGUUUAAAAGUUGUGAAGAGAUUAUAGAACCUGAUUUCAAGGAUGUAGUGGAACAUGAUGUAAAACAUGAGUAUGAUGUAAUUGAUAAUGCUGUUAUAAAUGGUGAAGUUUGUGAAGAAACAUUAUGUAAAGAGUUACACAAUCUGAUUGAAACAGAAAUUACAACAGAAAAUUGUGCAAAUUUAGAAAAGGAAAAUGAUUUAGAAGAAAUUGAAAAGGAAUAACUUUAAUCUGAGAAGACAUAAAAAAAAACAAUUACAAAAAGAAUGAAGGUGCAAAGUUGAAAGCCUUAAGAAGAAACAAAUGUGAAUCCCAAUGAAUAGUAAAACUCAUAAAUGAAGAUAAUACAUUUUUAACUAAAAAUACUCACUGUACAUAAGUUCAGAGACUAGCCUUAAUUAUAUUCAUGAAACAAAAUUGAAUGCUUUUAAUUUUAUGUUUCAAAUAUUUCAAAAUCAGAUUUAUCACAAUUCAAAUAAUUACCAUAAAAUGCAUCUAAAAGAAAUCUAAAACAUAAUUUUAAACAAUCAUAUCAGUACGUUGAUUCAUUAUGUAUACAGUCAUUGAAGCAAUUUUGAAAAUUUUCCGUCCACAUAUCUGGUUUUUAAAAAGUUCGCCGAUGUAUAAAGUAUGUAUUAAGAAUGUUAUAUGUUUCACAAAAAGCUUUGCUUCUUCUCUAAAAAGCAUCAUAAAAAUAUUACUGUACAGCACAAGAAUCAUGGAUUCAAUGUUACAAAUUCCAAAAUUAUUCGUCAAUUCUCAGAUUGAAGUAUUUAUAAAGAUGUAAGAGAGAAUUUUGAUAUAUAAAACACAUUCCUUAUUAAUAGCAGAAGAUUCGAGUUUUGUUAAAAAGUUUCUUGAAUAAUGUUACUUAGAUAGUUAUUAUUUUUAUGCAUUUAUUUUUUUUAUUUAUUUAUUUAUUU